Molecule: messenger RNA, 2011 nt
Organism: Oryza sativa Japonica Group (Japanese rice)
Lineage: Eukaryota; Viridiplantae; Streptophyta; Magnoliopsida; Poales; Poaceae
Source: RefSeq, a predicted model, not a curated record
UAUAUAGGAAAACAUAGUAGCAUCUCUAACACAACAAACAUAUUAUCAAUAAUAUUCUACUAGAUUUGAUAAAACUAAUUGGCAAAAUUUACUACAGGGCAUCGAAAAAACUUGUAAUUAGCUGGUGGACACAAGAAAAACAUGAAUUUGCUGUCGGGCACAAAAAAAAACUGGUAAUUAGCUGUAUGACACUCGCGGCCUUAUUUUAUUAUUUUUAGGGAAAACGGAGAGAGAAACAAUCGAAAAAGACCCGAUUAUCCUAUGUGGGGCAAGGAUGUCAGCCUCUCCUCUAUUUUCUUUUCUUGUCCUCUUCCUGCCUGUGCUUUCUCGCCGCGCCGCUCGCUAGCGAGCGCAGCGCCUGCCGCCGCCGCCGUUUGGAUUACAUGUUUGAUUUCCAAAUUCUCUCUCUGUCUUGUCCAGGUGCACGCAGACUGCGCUUCACCAUGCAGAGGGGGAGAAAGAAUGGUGCCACACCUGAAGGAGAUGUACAGCAGCCUGGCCGCGUCCAAGGAGCUCGUCAAGGCUCUCUUCGGUAUCUGGGGCCCCGGCGAUGGCCUGAACCUGUCGACGGCGUCGAUGCUCUACCUGGCACGCGCCCACGCGCGGCAGCUCGCCAAGGAGGACCGGCGGCGUGGCGACGAAACGGUGCAGAUGAGGGCGCAGCUCGCCGAGGAGGCGCGGGAGUGGAGGAGCCAGCAGAGGAAGAAGGUUGCGGCGACGGUGCGCGUGGCGGUGCGGGGCUCGACGGCGAGCGGAGGUCGAGGCAUCACGCCGAGAGGGUGAACGCCAAGCUCGGGAAGGCACUGGCCGACGCGGAGAGGGAGCUGGAGAGGGAGUGGAGGUCGAGGGAGCGGCUGGAGAAGGUGUGCGACGAGCUCGUCAGGGGCGGCCUCACCGGCGGCGUGGACGGCAACAGGGGAGGCAAGGAGGAGGUGGAGGAGAUGAGGCGGGAGGCCGAGAGGGCACAGGAGGAGCUGGAGAAAGAGAGGGAGAUGUUGCGCCUCGCCGACGAGCUCCGCCACCGAGGCCUUCCGACCCGCGGCGCUGCUCACCGUCACACCAAGGCGAUGAAUUGUGGCGACCAGCUUCGGCGAAGCAGCACAGGGGCGUACUCUCACCUCAGUUUCUCUCUCCGUUUUCCAUGAAAAUAAUAAACACGAGUGUCUGAUAGCUAAUUAACAUUUUUUUUCCCGACAGCAAAUUCGCGUUUUUACGGUAUCCACAAACUAAUUACAGGUUUUUUCGAUGCACUGUGACAAAUUUCGCCAAACUAAUUGGGUUUUGUUAUUAUUUUUUUUUAAUAUCACUGACAAAUCUUAAGAUUCUCAACUCAAUUACAGGUUUUUUGGAUGCACUGUGACAAAUUUUGCCAAACUAAUUGGGUUUUGUUAUUGUUUUUUUUUAAUAUCACUGACAAAUCUUAAGAUUCUCAAGUCAAUUGGUGAUUGGUUUGGAUCGUCCAGUUGAGUGAUUGUAUCCCAAAUCCUGUAGAAGAUAGUCGGAAUAGCUAUGAGUGCACGGUACAGCAAUUACUUACAGACGCAACGGUGACAGAACACAAUCAAUAUUACUUCAGAAAAUAGGAUACUAAUCAGACUGCCGGUGCCUACGAUUUCCAACGGUUUAUUCUACAAUCAUAUGCCUGAUGUAGUGCAAAUGAAAAGAAAACCAACUUAAAAGUUAGUGACCUAACCAAACAAAACUACACUUGAAUCAACCGCGAGUUGAAGUUAGAGACCAAAAGAAUCAUUGUCAGUGACCACAAGAAAGUGAAUUCAGACGUCAGGUAACAUGAUGCUAAAGGUCACUUUUAACAGCAGCAUCAUAACACUGCACCCAAAUCAUAUUCCAAGGCAGCUAUCUUUUCUAAAAGAACAAAAAGGAGUGCAUAAACACAUACAAAUAUAAGACCUGUUACAACUUGCAAAUAUCCCAAGUACUUUGCUUGUUGUAGCAUAAACACAGGUAGCUGAUGGGCACAGAAUACAUCCGAAGGCCAAAAGGCACGGUG